GGAAGUGCUACGGCCGCCGUGGAGCCACGUGUGGAGCCGGGAGCCGGUUUAUGCUGCGUGAGUUUCCGAGCUGGGAGCGGCGCUCCGGGCUUGCUGGCAGGUCCCGUGCUGUUCGGCGGGAGGCCAGCCUUCCCUGCCGUCGGGAGCCCUCCGUGGAGACUCUGGGCAAGGGGCUACGGGGAUUCCGGGCUCGGAGGUGGCUUCUCUCCCCUGCUGUGCACGCUAUCAGAGGCUGCCGCCUUCACACUAGGGGAUUCUGGUUCUUCAUGUGUGGGAAUCCUUGGGCUCCUGUCGCUGUGCACUCUCUUGUGUACUCCGAGAAUAGAGACCUCCAGAAGGGCUCCAUAUGUUAGGCUAGAGUGCAGCUCUGUUGGGUUGGCUAAGCAAGUCCGCUAACCCUGCUCAGAACCCAGGCCCCACAGACCUCUCUGUCCAGACCACAGAUCUUCAUCCUGCCUCCUGGUCCUCUGACCUCACGUCCACACACCACUUCUCCAGGUCCCUGACCCUUGGCAAACGUUAACACCAUGAGUUUCGUGGCAUACGAGGAGCUGAUCAAGGAAGGCGACACAGCCAUCCUGUCACUGGGGCACGGCUCGAUGGUAGCAGUGCGUGUGCAGCGUGGGGCACAGACCCAGACCCGGCAUGGCGUCCUGAGGCACUCGGUGGACCUCAUUGGCCGCCCAUUUGGCUCCAAGGUGAUUUGCAGCAGAGGCGGCUGGGUGUAUGUGCUGCACCCCACUCCUGAGCUCUGGACAGUGAACCUGCCCCACCGCACGCAGAUCCUCUACUCCACCGACAUUGCCUUGAUCACCAUGAUGCUGGAGCUGCGUCCCGGUUCUGUGGUCUGUGAAUCAGGCACGGGCAGUGGUUCUGUAUCCCACGCAAUCAUCCGCAGCGUUGCCCCCACUGGCCACCUACACACAGUAGAGUUCCACCAGCAACGGGCGGACAAGGCCCGGGAGGAAUUCCAGGAGCAUCGGCUGAGCCAGUGGGUGACUGUGCACACCCAGGAUGUGUGCUGCAGUGGCUUCGGUGUGGUCCACGUGGCUGACGCUGUCUUCUUGGAUAUCCCAUCACCCUGGGAAGCUGUGGGCCAUGCCUGGGAUGCCCUCAAGGUUGAAGGUGGGCGUUUCUGCUCCUUCUCUCCGUGCAUUGAGCAGGUGCAGCGGACAUGCCAGGCGCUGGCAGCCCAUGGCUUCACAGAGCUUAGCACCCUGGAGGUACUGCCACAGGUCUACAAUGUGCGCACUGUCAGUCUGCCCUUGCCCGACCUGGGGGCCAACAACUUAGAGACCAACAUGGGCUCUGAUGCCAGCCCCUUCCGUAGUGGCACACCCAUGAAGGAGACUGUGGGCCACACUGGCUACCUGACUUUUGCCACUAAAACCCCAGGCUAGCAGGCCUCCAAAUGAACAGCACAGGCAAGCAGGCAGGGAGGCCAGAGGCUGCCUUAUAUGGUCAGCCACUGCCCUCGUGGCUUGUGUUUAGAAAGAGAUGGGGGCGGGGUGGGGCAGGGGCCUCCUGGGUGGCUGAGGGGGGUGAGUAGGCUGGCCCUGCUCAGCUGGGAGGCAUUCCUGUCUUCUGAGAGGGAAGUCUCCACUUCAUCACUGCUCAGCGCAAGCUCUGUCCUGGCUCUUUGUUGUCAACAUGAGUCUUUCCUCUCCAUAGUCCUUCCUGGGUUUUGAGACUAAAUGGUAAAAGUUGAGGGCGUCGGAAGCUUUGGGCACUGCCUAUAGCCUGGGCUGACCUACGGGAGCGUGGGUUGUCCCAUCCCUGGCGCAAGUCUCCAGGCCCUGGUGCUCCAGAGCUUAGCCAGAAGCUGUGGUUGAGCUAAAUUAACCAGAAAGCCCAGCCCUGCCCUCCUCUCCCUAUACUUCCCUAAGGCUGAUGGAGGGACCAGGCUGGCCCAGGAACAAAGGAGGUGAUGAUAAUCAAUAAUCAUGUGCUGCACAGGCCACGUGUGUGUCAGCACGACCGUGUGUGUGUGUGUGUGUGUGUGUGUGUGUGUGUGUGUGUGUGUGUGUGUGUGUGUGUGUGUGUGUGUGUGGAGUUCCUGGUGUGCUGGUGUGCUGUCAUCUGGGGUUAGGCAUCAUCCUGAGGGAUAGAACACAGCAGGAUUGGUCCCUGCUUCCGUGACCUUCCAGUCCUUGUUGGAGCUGGGGUCAAAGCGGAUCAUAGAGGAGCCUGUGCAUGGGCUAAGAGCCUGGCUGUGGACUUGCCACAUGUGUCACCUUGGCCUGGUGUCCAUUCUCGGUAUGUGGCUAGCUUCAAGGGAGUUUCAGUGCUCGGUGCUCAGAUCAUCUUGGUGUGAGGCUGCCAGUCAGCUGCUGCUGCUGCGUGGAAGCAGCCAUCGCGAGACUCACCAGUGUCCUACUGUCAUAUGUCAUACCCGAGGGCACCCAAAGGAUAAUAAAUAUUUUCCCCACUGUG
This is a messenger RNA of Mus musculus (house mouse), 2433 nucleotides long. RefSeq names its product tRNA methyltransferase 61A (gene Trmt61a). NCBI's taxonomy places the organism in Eukaryota, Metazoa, Chordata, Mammalia, Rodentia, Muridae. Gene Ontology annotation, biological process: tRNA methylation; mRNA processing; RNA processing. The transcript has 3 exons. Gene Ontology annotation, molecular function: tRNA (adenine(58)-N1)-methyltransferase activity; mRNA (adenine-N1-)-methyltransferase activity. The coding region runs from base 528 to 1400 and encodes 290 amino acids. Gene Ontology annotation, cellular component: tRNA (m1A) methyltransferase complex; nucleus. The record is from RefSeq and is marked validated.